Biomphalaria glabrata is the source of this 2333-nucleotide messenger RNA. Its product is annotated as beta-1,4-galactosyltransferase 2-like. Gene Ontology annotation, molecular function: glycosyltransferase activity. Gene Ontology annotation, biological process: carbohydrate metabolic process. Lineage: Eukaryota; Metazoa; Mollusca; Gastropoda; Planorbidae. Bases 383 to 2053 code for a protein of 556 amino acids. The record is from RefSeq and is a predicted model, not a curated record. The transcript has 10 exons.
CUGGUACUGAAUGAGUCACCAAAAGUCAUCGGAACUCACUGGUACUGAAUGAGUCACCAAAAGUCAUCGGAACUCACUGGUACUGAAUGAGUCACCAAAAGUCAUCGGAACUCACUGGUACUGAAUGAGUCACCAAAAGUCAUCGGAACUCACUGGUACUGAAUGAGUCACCAAAAGUCACUGGAACUCACUGGUACUGAAUGAGUCACCAAAAGUCAUCGGAACUCACUGGUACUGAAUGAGUCAAACAGCAGUUCCAUAAUCAAGAUACGCCGUCUCUUCGUUUUUGGCUUUAAGGCGUGCCAGGUUAAAAAGCUUUUCAUCGGAUCUACUUUAUCUUCCAGAGAUUUAAAAGCGCUGAUAUAGGCCUAAACGUUAUAGAAUGAUGAACAGACAAAAGGACAGACAGAAAGCACAAAACCAAAAGUGGCUUUUACCUAUGAGGUUUUCUAAAAAGAUGUCUCGACUAAAGGUUAGAAAGUUGAUAGCUCUGGCAAUAACCUUAAGUACAGGUGCAAUGCUGGUCAACAUUGUCUAUGUCAGAUACACGACAUUUAAGAAAGAAGACUUUCAGAUUGAGGCGGUGGAAAGGUUGGAUACCUUGAUUAACAGAAAUGAACGCUUGGAAUGGUCCUCACAAGUUCGUAUGAUUAUCAACAAAAGUACUAACGCAACUGGCAAUUUAAAUCAACCAGACCACCUCAGCCCUAAACCAACCAAAACUAUUCAAAAUUGGUCUAGGAAUCUAUCUUUGGAAACUAUAAAACGAAUGGCUGAUUUCUCACACACAGAAGAAAAUAAUUUGCAAUCAAAUAGAUUUGUUGACAAACAGUCAAAUUCCUCAACAAAAAGAAUACUUGAAAAAUCAAAUAAUUCGACAUUCGAGAAUCCUCUUGAAAAAAAGACAAUCUUGACAGCCGCGAAACCUUUAGAGGAAUCACAAAACACAAACUCUUCUGUCAAGGAGAUUGAAAAGAAGAAAUCUAAAGCCACCAAAGGAAAAGCAGAAACCACAAGCAACGUUUCAAAGAAGGAACCAAUAGACAAGGAGAACGCCAACGACUUCGAUGAGUCAGUCCUCAACAACGAAAUAAUGCACUUCGUCUCAAACGAUACGCUAGUCGCCAAAGACUCUGUCUGCCCUGAGAAAUCUCCCUAUCUUGUUGGCGCACUGGCGGGGAUGUUUGAAAACGUGACCAAGGAGAAACUAAUCGAAGAGUUUCCUUACCUCAAGACUUGUGGGAGGCUCCGGCCAUCUGAAUGCGCUCCAAGACAAAAGAUCGCCUUCAUAUUUCCUUAUCGCAACAGAUCCAGGCAUCUUCACAUCACUUUAUACAAUCUCAUACCGAUAUUAAAGCGCCAACUGGCUGACGUGACAUUUUUUGUGGUUGAGCAGGCCCCGCCAUCAACGUUUAACAAAGGGGCCCUGCUGAAUGCAGCUUUCCUGGAGGCCGAGAAACUUGGCCACUUUGAUUGUUACGUAUUCCACGAUGUGGACCUGAUUCCGUUGAAUGACAAAAAUCUGUACAAGUGUGAGUCCAACCCCAGGCACUACGCUGUGGCCAUCGAUAAAUAUGACUUUGAGCUCUACUAUCAGUCGCACUUUGGAGGUGUUGUUGGCUUCUCCAAAGAAAACUACCUGAAGGUGAACGGGAAUUCCAACUUGUACCUUGGCUGGGGAGGGGAAGAUGACGAUUUUCGAGCGAGGUUGGUCAGCAAGGGAUACAAUAUAUUGCGCUACCCCUUGGAGAUAGCACGCUACAACAUGAUCAAACACACUCGAGAUAAUGGCAAUGAGGUGAACCCCCUGAGACGAGUCAUUUUGAAAAGCUCGAACAAGCGGCAGGACAUUGAAGGUCUAAACACAGUGAAAUACAAAGUGUUGAAUAUAACGUGUGAGCCUCUGUACACUUGGAUCACUGUGUCCAUUAACAACACGGAGAUCUUGCUAACCGCACCACAGUCCACCUUGAAAGACGUCCAAGAAGCCAAAAGGAAAUGGCAGUCUGAAAUGGAGCGCAAACGAAAAGAAGGCAACGUGACCAUAUUUUAAGGGGAGACAAAUUCAUUACUUCUUCAACAUCUUUAGACACACGAAGCGAAAAUGUUGUGCUCAUAUGUUAUACAUGCAGUGCGCUACACUUAAUGCGGCAAUUAUUAUUAUUCAGAUCAUCUAAGGACAAUGGAAGACACUCCUUUUCAAACACGACAGAGGGUUGAAUGACUUCCCCACGUCUCUAGGAGAUGUUUUUCGAAUCAAGUAUUUAAACAGGAAAUCAUCACAGAACCAUUCUGAAGUAAGAGUGGCUUAUUAAAAUGAAGAUAAUCAUUAA